AAAAUAUUCGUCGUACUUUUUACUUUUUUGCAGCAGAUGAGAAUUUACCUGUUUUGACAUUUUAUAGAUAUUGUUAAAUAAUAAAAAAUUAAAAGAAAAUGUAAAAAACAAUACAAAAAUAAUAUCAAACACUAAAACGAAGCAGUGCAAAUUCAGAUUGAAAAGGGAACGGUGAAGAAACUGCAAGCAUUGAAAUAAAUUUUAUAAAAAUAAAUGAACUAAAUAAAUAAAUUGUUGUGUUGUUAUUCAAAAUAAAUAAUAAAAAUUACAAAUAAUAUUAGUUUUUGUGCUAAAUACCCAAUUGAUAAGCUAAAUACAUUAGUCUGUAUUUAGUUGCGUGGAUUUAAUAUAAAUUUAAUAUAUGAGAAAAAUAAAUAAAGAAAAUGUCUAAACUGAACAAAUAUAUUAGUAAAGUCAAAAUUUAAGCUAAAACGUAAUAAAAUAAUAUUUUUACAAUACGUGGAAUAUUUAAUUAAAUUAAAAGAAAUAAUUUAAUAAAUUUAUAAACAACAACAACUACUAAAGCAAUUGAGUUACUUAAAAGUAUUCACACGCAUAUUAAAGCACCACCAAUAACAACAGCAACAACACAACAGUGACAGACGAAUCAGCAGAGCACCUACCUUGAGGAUGAAAUGCCUAAAAUGCAGGCAAAAUUAAUAAAAUAAAUUCGUACUCGAGCUACUCAAGGCAGCAAAUAUUUAAAAAUAAAAUUAAUUUACAAUUAAAUAAAUUUUUGUGAACAGAAAAUUUGCAAAAAUGCUGGAAAGGAGAAAUUUUAUAUACGGAAUUCUUGGCUUUUUGCUAAUAACAACGCAACUGCUAAGUGUGAUUAGUUCAGCGAUUCCAGAAAAAAUCGACAGCAGUGAGGAAUCAGAAACUAAAAGUAAAAGUCAAUUUGAUUCAGAUGAGUUUUUCUUACCGGAAUACGAAGAUGAUAUUGAUUUCGAUUUAGACGUAAAGGGUUCUAAGAGUAUGGAAUCCGCAGAUAACGAAUGGGAUGUUCUAAUUUUCACACAACAGUGGCCAGUGACUACAUGUUAUCAUUGGAGAGAGGAAGAUAAAUCGCAUGAAUGCAAAUUGCCAGAUAAUAAAGAAUUCUGGACUAUACAUGGCAUAUGGCCGACAAAGCUGGGACAAAUAGGACCGAGUUUUUGUAAUAAAAGUGCUGAUUUCGAUUUGGAUCAAUUGGAGAAAAUUGAAGCACAACUCGAAACAUUUUGGCCAACUAUACAUGAUGACAGUGAUGCUGAUUAUUUGUGGAAGCACGAGUGGUUAAAGCAUGGCACCUGUGCUGCACUAUUGGAGAAACUGAAUAAUGAACUUAAGUAUUUUUCACAAGGUUUGAAUUGGAGAGACGAGUACUUGAUAUCAAAUAUACUAGCUGAUUCAGGCAUACAUCCCGAUUCAAAUAAUACCGUUGUAGCUUUGCAAACUGCAUUGAUUAAGGGAUUAGGUCGUAACCCAACUAUACACUGUAUUUACGAUAAUAAGCGAGAUAUAAGUUAUUUGGAUGAAAUCCGAAUUUGUUUUAAUAAAAGUAUGGAUUUAGUCGAUUGUGAUGGCGUUAUACCUGGCGAUGCAGUAUCUAUUGAUUAUCCUGGUGGCACAGUGAUAACAAAUUGUCAUAUAUCAAAACCAGUCAAUUAUCCAAGUAUUGUGCCACCAUUGGAACGCAAACAAGCUGAAAAAUGGAAGUUCCCAGUGGUGAAUAUGUAUAAGCUAUUACAGUUCAUCAUGUGGUUUACACUUUAAGCUAAAACUAAAACUAAAACUAAAAGUUUAUAUCAAGAAGAAUAUUAGGGCGAUUUUAUAAAUAAAAAUAUUUAAACGAAAUUCUCUUAGAGGGAAUAUGGAUUGAAAAGUGAUCGUAAAUGAUGAGGCAUAAUAUCUAUUAGAUUGAAAAUUAUUUUAAUGUAAAAAAUGCCAGGAUUCCGGAAAGCAUUUGAGUGAAAACUAAAUUUUAAUUAUUUUUUAAGGAAUGUAAUGCAAUUUUUUUAAAACACACAUAAUCACAAUUAAUUUUUAUAAAGGAAUUGUUUGAGAGCAAUUUAAAUAAUAAAUAAUAAUAUUUUUCUAAUAAAUCUAAUGCAGGCAGAAUGAGGGAAGUAAGUAAUCAAGUAUAAACGACAAACUUUGCAAACGAAAAGAAUGAAAUUAGGUUCAAAACGUAAUAUAGUUAUAAAAAUUUAUAGUUUCUGUAGUUUUUUAAGCUUUUAUCAUAGGUCAAUAAUAGAUAUAUACGACAUAUACGAGUAUACACAGAAAUAUGUGAACGUAAUAAUUUUAUGAAGAUUUUAUCAAGCUAAUCUGCACUAGAUUUUUAGCACGAAAUAAUUAUUAAAAAUUAUCAUGGAAUGUUUUAUGAAAUAAAUUGUA
Molecule: messenger RNA, 2379 nt
Organism: Teleopsis dalmanni
Lineage: Eukaryota; Metazoa; Arthropoda; Insecta; Diptera; Diopsidae
Gene: RNaseX25
Product: ribonuclease Oy
Exons: 2
Coding region: 760-1755 (331 amino acids)
Biological process (GO): RNA catabolic process
Cellular component (GO): extracellular region
Molecular function (GO): ribonuclease T2 activity; RNA binding
Source: RefSeq, a predicted model, not a curated record